AUGUCGCAUAUGACUCCUCAUCAUCACGACCACCACCACGACAUCCCUAUGGAGGUCGAGUUGACAAAGUUAGAACUACAUAAUUGUUUCUACAAGCCACCAAUUGAGUUUGAAGGAUUUCUUAAUCUUGAAGAUCAUUAUCUUCAAAAUGUUGAUUUUGGGGCUAAGUUGUGUGGAAAUCAAAUCUGCUUGCCACAACUAAAGGAGUUGUCCAUGUAUUCAUGCACAAAUAUAUACAAUUUCAACGUCAAGGCUACAAAACUACAAAGUUUGUUUGUCAUUGCUUGUCUAGAUGCCACGUUGCUCCCAUUAUUGCAUAGUCAAUGUCUUUCUCUCUUUGCUAUAGACGAUUUUGUUAGAGGGGAAAGGAUGCAUUUGGCCAGGGUGAUAAGUAACUUGCCUGAAAUUCAAGCUUUAUUUAUCGAUGGUAAUUCUCUUAAGGUAAGGCAAAGACUCACUUUCACUUCACAGUUUUUAUGUGCAGAAAAUGUUCCAAAGUGGCUUCCAGAUCCGAUUUGUAAUUUAAAGCAUUUUUCGUUUAGAAAAAUUCAAUUUGGUGAUUGGAUCAACUUGAUGGUGUUCUUUGUUUGCUUCGGAACUCGCCAAAUAUAA
Molecule: messenger RNA, 612 nt
Organism: Lactuca saligna
Lineage: Eukaryota; Viridiplantae; Streptophyta; Magnoliopsida; Asterales; Asteraceae
Source: the annotation of a GenBank genome assembly